Messenger RNA from Acanthopagrus latus (yellowfin seabream), 8161 nucleotides. It is a transcript of the gene b4galnt4a, whose product is annotated as beta-1,4-N-acetyl-galactosaminyl transferase 4a. Bases 1963 to 5826 code for a protein of 1287 amino acids. The record is from RefSeq and is a predicted model, not a curated record. Lineage: Eukaryota; Metazoa; Chordata; Actinopteri; Spariformes; Sparidae. The transcript has 20 exons. Gene Ontology annotation, molecular function: acetylgalactosaminyltransferase activity. Gene Ontology annotation, cellular component: Golgi cisterna membrane.
UUCAAUAUCUUCAUUCUUAUCAAACCACCGCUGAGCCUUGAAUUCAAGGGGAACAAUAUGAAACCUUAACAAGUUUCAGGGAUGCGCGUUCAGCUAUUGGAUGAUGGAUUACACGGGUACCAAGCAACGGUGAGAGCGGAACCUCGAGGUCCCGCCUCCUCGGAACCCUCUGCGAGGUUUCCUAUUGGACGCCGGGCUCGUCAGUCCGCCCGCCCGCCCAGGUUAGGUUGCUCUGCACCGUUAAGAUGCUCAAUUGAUGGGCGUACGGAGCUGUGCAGUGGAAAAGGAAGGAGAACCUCCUCUGUUGUGGGUUUUUUUUGUUUGUUUGUUUUUUACGUUACACACAGAAGAGAGACUGAGAAACAACUACAAACUGGACCAUGUUGUUUCCGUGUGGUGUCGGUUCUGCUGGCGGGUUCCUCCUCCUCCUCCCCGGAGCUCAGCUGGGUUUCCUCCCUGCGCGCGGCGGUGACAAGCGGGUCGGACGAUGCUAUUGCGGCGUUUUAAAGGGAAAAAAGCUCCUGGUGGAAUAACAACACACGGCAGAGCUUCCGCCACACAGCGCCGUGUGCGAGUCCGACCCGGGGGAGAGCCGGUUCUGCUGCUCAGGUAGGACACUUUCCGCGGGGGGAGAUUUUUUUCCGUGUGUGUGCAGAGAAACGCACCUGCCCGUGGAGACCAUCGCGGACCAUCCGGACGCACAUGGACACCUAAAGACAAACUGUUUUCUACCCGAACCUCCUCCUCCUCCUCCUGCUCCUGCUUUACGCCGCCAUGGAGCAUUCCCAGGUUCCGAUCCACAUCGGUGUGAUAUUAUUUACUCGUCGCGGGGCUUCAAGCCAACCCGAGUGAGGAGGAUGACAGCUGAUCGCCCCUCCUCUCCCGGCAGGACUUAAAUAAAAAAGAGAGAGAGAGAGAGAGAAAAAAAACGCGCUCCAUGUGAAUCUGAGUCUCAGUUUUCAGCUGUGUUUAACAAUAGAUGGAGCGCGCGGGGCUGUGACAUUUGGUCGCGCGCCACCUGAACCCUCGAUCAGGUUACCUUCUCUACACACACACACACACACACACACACACACACACACACACACACACACACUUCACCAGCCUGGAUCACAUCUCACCGGAGGCCCCCUCUUUUUUUUUUUUUUUUUUCCUUAAUUCCGUUUGCGCUCCUCAGACGAGCAGGAGGAUCGCAGGUGCUCUGUGCGCUCACACAUGGAAACUGGAUCUCUUCCUCUUCUUCUUCCUCUUCUUCUUCUUCUUCUUUUCGCUCAUUGGCACUUGUACGCCACAGCCCCUGAUCCCGGUCCUGGUCCUGGUCCUGGUGCUGGUGCUGGUUCCCGCGGAUGAUCCUUGAAAGUAGCCGAUAGAAUAAUCAGCGACGCGGUGUCAGCAGAGGCUUGAGCCGCAGGGGAUUUGUGUAGAUUAUCGCCGGACUGCUAUUUUGUUCCUCUGGUCACACUCUCGGCUGAACUUAGCGGCUUUUGAUCCGCUGCCUUUUCCCCUGCUGCCCUCCUCCUCCUCCUCCUCCUCCUCCUCCUCCACCUCCUCCUCUGUCCAGCCGCUGCCGCCUGGAAACUCCAGCAGGAGAAGCUUGUUUACAAGCCCCGCUGUUCACAGGGGGAAGGGGGGGAGACAGCCGGGUUGCAUUCAUAAGCAAUGACCGCCACGGAGGUGUUUGGACCCGGAUCUGAGGAUACGACCAGUUUGGCGCUGCCGUCACCCCGCGGUGGUUCCGGGGGGCCGAGACGCGCUGGAAGCCGUCUGUAGUUAACACUCCCCCUGUGUGCCGGCCGGGUCACAUGCCGGCGCUGUGACCGGGAGGAGAGUUUGUCAGUACAACCAGAAAAAAAAAAAAAAAAAAACUAUUAAAAAAAAAAAAAAGCGAAGCGAAGCGAGCACUUCUUCCCGGACCCGUUCUGACUUUCUACCGGGCGGCUACCGGAGGAUGUUGAAGCCAGGAUGCUGCGCUUCCCCGUGAAGAAGAUCCGGAAGCAGUUCAAGCUCCUGCUGCUGCUGGUCCUCCUCACCUCCGCCGUGUGGUUCACCUACCUGCACAUCAACCAGGGCAAGACCAUCAAACUGCACUUCAACUACGGGAAAGAUGGAGAGAGACAGACGGAGGGGACGGACACCAGCCGUAAGAGGGAUGCUCGCUCCUCAGCCGGCCACCACAAGAGCGAGGACACCAGCGACAGCAGGGAGGACGAGGCUGCAGAUGACGAGCCGAUCACAGGAAGGGCCGAUGGCAGAGACCACACACACAUACGGAAGUUCCUCAGCCAGCACCACAAGAAAUUACCAUGGAAACCAGAGUAUAAGGGCCAGGCCAACCUGCAUGUGUUCGAGGACUGGUGUGGCUCCUCUGUCGCCCAACUCAGAAAGAACCUGCACUUCCCUCUCUACCCUCAUACCAGAACCACGGUGAAGAAGCUGGCAGUGGCGCCGAAGUGGAAAAACUAUGGCCUGAGAAUAUUUGGCUUCCUCCACCCUUACAGAGAUGGCGAUUUCCAGUUCUCGGUAUCGUCUGAUGAUAACUCUGAGUUCUGGCUGAGUCCCGACGAGAGUCCUCUCAACGCCAGGCUGCUGGUCUAUGUAGGAAAGCUGGGUACAGAGUGGACCGCUCCAGGCGAGUUCAGCAAGUUCAGGUCCCAGUCCUCCAAGUCUGUGCACCUAAUCUCAUCCAGACAGUACUACUUUGAGAUCCUCCACAAGCAGGAUGACAAGGGCUCGGAUCACGUGGAGGUUGGGUGGCGUCCAUUCCUCCCUGGUCUGAAGUACGAAGUGAUAGACUCGGCCUACAUCUCCCUGUACACAGACGAGUCCAAUCUAAAGAUGAACAGUGUGGAUCACGUACCCCAGACCUUGGCCAGUCACAUCCGUCUCCCAGAGGUGUCUCCGCCUCAGGGUCUGGAGGGAGGCGGCAGCAUGCAGCACGGAGCGGAUAUGCUGAAGCCGGACCCCAGGGACACCUUCUACAGCACUCCUAUGAUCGACCCCUCCCGACUGGAAAACGUUCUUCCGGCGUGCCUCUACUCUCCAACAUACGUAGUCAAAGACUUUCCCAUCGCCAGAUACCAGGGCCUGCAGUUUGUGUAUCUCUCCUUCGUUUACCCCAACGACUUUACACGCCUCACCCACAUGGAGCGGGAGAACAAGUGUUUCUACAGAGAGUCCCCCAUCUACUUGGAGAAGUUUGGUUUCUACAAAUAUAUGAAGAUGGAUGAGGAGGAAGAUGACAGACCGUUCUUCUUCCCCAACCCAGAUGAUUUCCUCGAGGAAGAGGAGGUGGUGGAUACGGAGGACGAGGCGGAGAUCGUCGGCACGCAGCCGCCCAAGAAGCCAUCUCAUCCCAGCCAGACCAGCCACACCUCCAACCCCUCCCACCAGCACUCGAAGCCCAGGCCCACACCAGCUGGCAGGGAAGGGGAAGAAGAGGAGGAAGACCCUGACGAGGAGGAGGAGGAGGAGGGAGCAGUUGACAGUAUCAUACGGCGCAGAGAAAGGAGACACUUUCCUCCAAGAGAUGGACAGAUGGCCAGGGAUGUGGACAGAGACUGGGGGAGAGAUCAUACGAGACGGAACAUGAGGCAGGACGCCGGGGAGAGACUUGAAGAGCCACAGCCCCGGGGGCUUCAGGCCGACAUGGACAGCGUGGUCCGGGGCCGCUCCUUGUCUUGGAUCCACACCGGCCCUCCAGAGUCAGUCCCUGGCAGGAAAGGAGUGGGAACAGGUGGUGGCGGUGGUGGUGCAGAAGGAGGGGGAGGAGAGAAGGGAGCCGAGACUCCGCCUAAACUGAGCAAGUCUUCACUCCUCUUCCCACAGAAGUCCUCUCUCUCUGCCCUCGCCAGCCGAGCCAAGCAGAUACUCAGCAACUCCGCCCAUAGCAACAACCCCAUCAACAAGCCUGCUGGCAACAAGAAGGAAAAGAGGGAGGAGAACAAGAUCUACAUCACCAGGCCUCGACCUGCCAAAGAGAGGGAGAGGGACAGGGAGAGGGAGAGGGAGCAGCGACGGGAGAGGAGGGAGGAGAGGGCGUCUCGCCACCCUAGAGAGGUUUUCCCAGGGGUUUUUCUGUACCAAACAGGAAAGACCACGAGGCUGGUCAACCUGGGCGCUAAAGGACAUGCUGGGGGUGGCAUAAGAGGAGGUAAAAGUCUUGUUAGUGCGCCUCAACUCUGGCCCAACCCGCCUACAAAAGAAGGAAAGACGUAUCCUCACAACGGAAGCGUCAACAUACAAAAUGAAAGUGUGCAUAAGUCUGCCAACAGGGCCGUGAAACCACCAGAGAAAAACAAGAGGAAAGGAGAGCACCAGGAUUUAAAGACUACUCCUGCUGACCUGCUCAGCAAAGGAGACACGUUAAGCCCACGCUCCCAUCAUCAAGACCCCCCUCUGCCUCUGGUUACCCUGCCAAGGUCCAACACCACAGAACACACGCUCCAAGGUCAAACACGGGUCACCUCUUACCUCAGGACUUCAGAGAUCACAGAGUCCCAACAGCAGCCAGACCCAGACCCCAACCCACCAGACCUCAACCACGAUACUAACCGCUCAAAUCCCGACCCUGAUCCUGAGCCAGAACCAGAGGAGGGAGAGUUGUCGGACUACAGUUACGAAGAGGUGGAGGCCAGGCCGGGCUGGGCGGAGGAGAGCAUCAACUGGCAGAGGACCUUCUCAGUCAAUCCGAUGGACUUCGAGCUGCUGCGCUCCGACUGGAACGACCUGCGCUGCAACGUGUCCGGCAACCUCCAGCUGGCGGAGAGCGAGGUGGUGGACGUGCUGGCCCAGUACAUGGAGAAGCUCAACGAACGCAACGGAGGGAUCUACACCCUUCUGCGAAUCAUCAACGUUGAGAAGCGCCGCGACUCAGCGAGAGGGAACCGUUACCUGGUGGAGCUGGAGCUGAUGGAGAGAGGCCGCAGCGUGGUGCGUCUGUCGGAAUACAUUUACCUGCUGCUCCACCGCAGCAGGCAAGGAGAGGAGAGCCUGGAGAACACUGACUCUGCCCCGGCCUCGGCGCCGGCUUCGGCCCCCUCCGCCGCCACGUCCAGCCUCGCUACGCCACCACACCCUCCCCCCACCAGGUCACCCGCCCGGCCUGGAGCGACCCCCUGGAGCACGGCGUAUGCUAAGCCUCUGCUCUGCCAGCCGGUCAUGCUGCAGUGGAGGAAGGAUGUCAUGGUGCACUUUGUGGUGCCAGUGAAGAACCAGGCUCGCUGGGUACAGCAGUUCAUCUCUGACAUGGAGAAUCUUCACCGGCAGACGAAGGACGACAACUUCAGCAUCAUCAUUGUCGACUUUGAGAGUGAAGACAUGGACGUGGAGCAGGCGCUUAGAGAGAGCAGCGUGCCCAGAUAUGAGUACCUCAGGAGAGAGGGGAACUUUGAGCGCUCAGCAGGACUGCAGAUCGGAGUGGACACUAUUGAGGAUAGUCACAGCAUCGUGUUCCUGUGUGAUCUGCACAUCCACUUCCCUCUCAACAUCCUGGAGAGCAUCAGGAAGCACAGCGUGGAGGGACGCCUCGCUUUUGCCCCCAUCGUCAUGAGACUCGGCUGCGGCAGUUCGCCUCACGAGCCCGAUGGUUACUGGGAGGUAAACGGCUUCGGUCUGUUCGGAAUCUAUAAGUCUGAUUUUGAUAAGAUCGGAGGCAUGAACACGGAGGAAUUCAAAGACCGGUGGGGUGGAGAGGACUGGGAGCUGCUGGACAGGGUGCUGCAGAAUGGUUUGGAGGUGGAACGACUACGUUUGAGGAACUUCUUUCACUACUACCACUCCAAACGAGGCAUGUGGAACGCUCAGAACAAGAAAACUCCAAAGGGAUAGCACCGCCCCCUGCUGGUCGGAGGACUCUGAACCUGCCUGCAGAUCCACUGUGUGUGAGAGAGGCCUGCAGGAGCUCGCUCACUGCCUGAACUCUGCCUUUUUUUUUUUUUCUUUCUUAAACUGGCUCCGUUCAGGGAAGCCUCUGUUUCGCCACCGGGCCCCUUUUCUUUGCUUGUUUGUAUGAGGAAACUGAACUUUUGCAAGCAAGGCAUUUUCGUGGCGGGAUAGACCUGAGUCAGCACUUUGCCUCAGUGACUGAACUACUGUACAGAGAGAAGAGAGUUAUUUUUCUUCUCCUUCUCUCUGUUUCCUUUUUUUUUUUUUUUUUGGUGCAAUGUUUUCAGACAGACUGGAAAGCAGCUGAUUUUGUGUGUGCGAGUGUGUAUGUGUGUGUGUGUGUCUGAGAGCGUGGGUGUGUGUAUAUAUAUAAAUGUACGUGGGUGUGUUGCCCGCUCGUGUGCGCUCAUGGUGACAGGAAGCACCUUUUUUUCUAACAAGGAGACGUGAAGACAACCUAAGAUCUUUUUUUUUUUUGCUAACACUCUCCCCCCCGUGUGGGAGCCUCUAAUCGAAUGUGCGUCGACGUGUUGUUCGGAUGGAUCCAGAGGGGGCGGUCGUCAGCUCCAAGUAGAAAGAGAGAUUUACAAAAUAUACUUCAACUACUACCUGUUGGAUAUCAUUCACCAGUACGGCCCGAGGUGGUUGACGUUCUCCUGAUGUUUCGAAACGAAAACAAAAAAAGGUUUUUCAAUCAGAAAUCAACCAUCUUUCAAACAGAUACAUCGUCUUUAUAUCUCUUUCUGUCCCUCUCUCUCCCUCCUUUUUCUCUUUUACCUUCAUCUCAUCCAUCCCCUGCUGACUUGUUUCCAUCGGAACAUUACAUAUAUAUAUAAAAAACACUACUGCUGUUUUGUAAUAUCAGUUUUACAUACUCUGCCCAUGUUAAUGCUAUUUAUCGGUCAUGACUUGAUUAAUUUAAUUUCCUUUACUGGGGUUGAACUGAAGCAUUUGUGCUGUUAGUUAUUUAAAAGUGGCUUUUUUCACUCGUCCUGACUGAGUGCAGAUGCUCUUAUCAUAUUCGGGGUGCUAUUUUCUGUUCUAAAACACUGAAUCUGUCAACGGUUUACACCUUUUUUAACUCAACUGAUGGUAUCCUCCCGCUCCCUCCGGAUCUCUAACCUCAUUGUCAACUGGAACAUAAAACUCUGAACAGGAGGGAAGCAGCAGAGGACAGCAACAGCUUUUUUCUGCCUUUUUUUUUUUUUUCAUCUCAUGUUGUUACACAGUUUGUUAGGUUUUUUGUGCAGCUUUGUUUCAACAUAUUGGAUCUGAGGGAUUCAAACUCCAUCUCUCGUGUCGAAAUACCACCGAGACAGGGAAGUGCUUAGCUAAUGAAAACAUCAACGCUCUUCUUUUGUUUUGUUUUUUUGUUGUUUUUUUUUAAAGCUUGUAUAAAGCUCCAACAGAAGGGAGAGAGCAGUUCAUGUGUUGGACACAAUGUGGCAAAGCGUGGGCUGUUUCACAAAUGUGUGCCUUUUAUCAGGGUUUGGCUGCAGGCAGUUUUUAAACUAAACGACUGACAGAAGAGGGCAGGGACAGGCAGAAACUCACCGUUAUUUAUCAGCAGGCUGUAACGUCACUGUAAAAUUCAGAUACACUGUAAAGAAGGAAACAACGGUUCUCCUGAGAUGGAUUACAGACGUGUCAGUGUGUUUGUUGUGUUACUUUAGAAGCAGGAAGGAGCGGUCUUCAGGAGCCAGCUGCCCCAUCGGUGAGACAAACAGAGGUGGUGGGACUGAUGACUGCUGAGUGGGAUCAUGCAGGUGUGAUGGAGACUCACCUGGCAGCUGCAGGCCAGCAGGAGACCCGACCUCCACUCGUUAGCUUGUCUGGAGGUCGGGGGGCUCCUAAUGCCUCUGUUUAUGCAACAUGGUACUCACACUGAUGGGGAGUGGCAGGAGGGCUCGAGGUGGGACAUCUAUGUGUAAGGCGGAGAGUUAAUGAUCUGUUAUUGACUAUAUGAUUGUCAAAAUGCCCUCCGAGACCCUUUUUUCUUUGCCUCUACAGGAAAUUUAAAAAGGAAAAAAAAAAAAAAAAAGGUCUAUACUGUAACGUCAUUAAACGCUGACAUGGGACUAUUUAAAGAAAAACAAAAAAGGAAACACAUUAAAUAUAAGACUAUAUAUAUAAGAAACAUAAAAUUGAAAAAUAGGAAUAUACAUUCCAAGGUAAUUUCUGUGAAAUUGUUUUGUAGAGAAAAGGUUUUAAGAAUGUAUUGUACUUUUAUUUUGAUUUGUCGGUUUUUUGCAAAUAAAAUUUUAUGAUUACGUCCAGA